GCUGCACUUUCUAAAGGAACGUCUUUUGCGCCUUUAGAUAGAGCGACUCCGCGAUCCUCAUCAGUGUCCCGAGCUCGCAGCACCAGCAAGCAACCUCCUCCACCAUGUCCAAGAUCGCCAUCGUCGUCGUGCUGGCCGUGGCCGCCUGCCUCAUUCCCGAUGCCAUGUCCGCCUGCAGCUCCAGGCAGCUCAACGACCUGGAGAACCAGCUCAAGAUCUGCAGCAAGGGCAUUCCGGUCCAGAUGGGUGACGCUUCCUGGCGCUGGGCCCGUGAAACGAUCAGCAGCAUGAAGAAAGAUGCCACUUGCGACCUUAACAACGCUCCCACCUACUUCCAGUCCGAGUUGCGCAGCGUCCCCUACAUCGGCCAGAAGUACAUUGACCGCGCUGUGACCUGCAUCACCAACUCUAUCCAAUACGGCAUUUGUUGUUAAGGAAAACGGACGAAGAACGGACAAUAAAGAUCAACGUCCACAGCAUUCAA
This is a messenger RNA of Thrips palmi, 484 nucleotides long. RefSeq lists its product as uncharacterized. The coding region runs from base 105 to 434 and encodes 109 amino acids. Lineage: Eukaryota; Metazoa; Arthropoda; Insecta; Thysanoptera; Thripidae. The record is from RefSeq and is a predicted model, not a curated record. The transcript has 2 exons.